Molecule: messenger RNA, 3085 nt
Organism: Zeugodacus cucurbitae (melon fly)
Lineage: Eukaryota; Metazoa; Arthropoda; Insecta; Diptera; Tephritidae
Product: outer dynein arm-docking complex subunit 4
Exons: 2
Coding region: 282-1508 (408 amino acids)
Cellular component (GO): cytoplasm
Molecular function (GO): protein binding
Source: RefSeq, a predicted model, not a curated record
AAUAAUAACAAAAUUAUAUUAUGCUUUUAAAUGUUUGCAAAAUUUGUCCGCACAUAUGGUGUUAUUCAUAAAUAAAACAUAAGUGUUUAAUGAUAGCUAUUCAUAUAAACAAGUAUUUAACUUUCCUCUCUGGGUGGGCACAAUCGUUCUUCUCAAGCAGCACCCUAAUACAGAUUUUAUUAUGGAUUGAUCAAAAAAAUAUAAAUGUAAAAGUUUAAUGGAAAAUUUUGCUACAUCAUAUUCUUAAGCGUGAUUUUUCGUUCGUACCGCACUCUGUCAAUAUGUCAAGUGUUUUGAAAAACAUUUUAGAUGUUAAUAAGGAACAAGAGUUACUUCAAAGUUUUAUAAGAAUCGGAAUAACUACAGAUGAAGAGUCAAUAGAUGAAUCUACACGCAAACUAGGUCAGGGCCGAUACCAUUCUUUGUCCCGUACUAGUCAUUCUUUAAAUAAGCGAAGCGCCUCUAACGCUAUUCCAGGUGUCCGAAAUUUAAUUAUCAGUCGUAAGACAGUCAAAUUUGCUGAUGAUGGAGAAAAGAGUGGAGUUGUUGGUCGUGGAAACCGUAUAGAAGCGGAAUUGCGCGCGGCGCGUAGAAAAACUGAGGAUCAAUUAUUAAAAAAGAAGCCAAAAGAAAAUUUUGUAGACUUCUACACUGAUAAAGAUAGAGCAGCAGCUGUAAGCGCCGGCACUUACGACAUUAAACAAAGCUUGCAAAUAAAACAUAAACAAGAUCGCAAUGAAAUCAUGCAAAUACCGGAUGAGGCAGACAUUAACUCCAUUAUAGCAUUGGGAUUGAAAGAAAUUAAAAAUGCCAAUCCAGAAAAUGCUGUGUAUUUCUUUUCACAGGCACUCGAAUUAAAUGGCACUGAUAUAAAUGCGCUGGUUUCUCGAAGUAAAUGUUACCUUUUAUUAGGGGAGCCAUCAAAGGCAUUAAAGGAUUCAGAAACUGCGCUUACUGAAGAUAAAAAUAACAUUCGAGCCAUCUUUCAAAAAGCAGAAUCCCUUUAUUUUCUCGGUCAAUUCGAGCAGAGUUUAAUGUUCUUUCAUCAAGGAUUGCGCGCUCGCCCUGAGUUGUCUUCCUUUCGAUUGGGUGUUCAAAAAACACAAGAAGCCAUUGAGAAUACUAUAGGAACUAGUAAAUGUUCGUCGCUCAAUAUUGCACUCAAGUCAGCCGAUAAAAAGAUUUCCACUAAAUAUAAGAUCAAUAAACAAUCCCAAAACAAUCCGCAACAUUCGAAUCGAUUGAAAUUAUCCCGAACUGAAAUUGAACGUCAUACCGCACGCAAAUUGUUAGGUGAAUUAUGUGUUGAUAAAGAGUAUUUAGAAAAACUGUUAAAACACCCCGAUUUAGUUCGUGCCGAUACAAACUCAGAGAAUAUUUCCAAUCAUGCAAAUGAAGCUGUUAACUUUUUAAAAAAACGACAAGAAUUUUGGCGACAACAACGACCUUGUACAUCACUUCCAAAUUAUAAAAACCUCCCUCAAGAACCUUUACCAGACUGGUUUUAGAACCAAUUUAUAUAAGCGAAUUACCAUCCACCAUCUCUCUAAGAAUGUUGCAUAAUGUCAUAUAAACCACAUAAAUUAUCUUGAAUUUUAAGAAAUUAACGUUUACAAGAAAUAAAUGUUAUUAUAGUGUCUUGAUUUAUUAUAGUUUUAUUUAUAUUUAUAUGUAUUUUUACAAUGUAACAUUUAUAUGUAUUGUAAUUAACUUUUCCAAAUGUACAUGGGCUUUCGCCUAUAAUUAUGUAAUUAUAAAUUUCAACAGAGGACAAGUAAUUGUUUUAUAUGGCAUUACAAUGCACAAAUAAUAUGAUAAUUUAAGCCUCCGAGCUCUAUGUCCGCAUACUUAAAUCUAUAGUUAUAGGUAGUGGAUUUUACUAGCAGCAAUACUUGCACGUUCACUUUGCUAAUAUUUAUUUAUACUAUAAAAUAUUUUUAACAAUAUCAACUUAACCACAUGUGUUUUAAUUAAACUUGAGUUAUUUAUUUAGCUUAGCUGAAUUGAAUUUUAUUUUAUAUAACAAUUAAUCAAACUUAGUACAAAUAUAUCUAAUUUCAUUCAAUUAAAUUGUAUUUUUAUUGUGUUAUUCCAUUUGUUAAUAUUAUUGUUUAUACUUUUUUAAAUUGUUAUUGAGCUUCUUUGACUAGUUUUAGCUUAACUGGAUCUAGACUAAGCUUUUGGAUAGAGCGAGUUCGUACCAUUUUAAUUGUAUUACGGAAUGUAUGAUUUCCUAUUCCAGUAUUUUUCUAAUAAAGAAAAUUCAAAGUUAAUACAGUUGAUAUAAAUCAUAAUGUUUAUGUUUAUACACCCAAUAUAGUCACUCUAGCAACACCACUUGAAAAAUAUGAAUUUUUCGAUUUAAACACAUUAUUCGUACAUAUCUAAAUGUACAUAGUAUACAAUAAUAAUAAGCUUGCAAUAAACUUUUUCAUUUCAAUUGAUUGUAAAUGUUGACUAAGAUAAUUGGGAAAUAAAUGCCUACUAAUAAUGCGAAUAUCAUAUUUUAUUAUUUUAAUUUAUAUAUAGCGUAAAAGUAUUCUUCCUUUCAAAUUUUUUCUUUGCGAAGAAAUACAAAACACAGCAGAUUCUAAUAGAAUAUAGGUUCUAAUAGAAGUUGGCGAUAUAACAUUUUUUAAUUAUUUAUAUUAUUGAAGUAAGUUUAUUUAUUUAUGCCUCAUUGCUAGUAUUUCAGUUUUGGAUAUUUCAAAUUCGCUACAAUCAAUACGGUAAUGAGUAGAAUUUGUACUUCCCACACCCGCGCAUUUAGUACCUGACAAAAAUAUGAAUAAUAAUUACUUAUUAACAGCAGGUAAAUAUUUUAACUGUUCAGUUUUUAAAAAUUUAUCUAAAAUGCAAUAUAAAACUAUAAUGAAAACAUGUAGUUUAACAUAUAUAGGAAACACCGAAAAUGAUUAUACAACGUUAAGAACGUUUAGAAGGCCCAAAUAAAGUCCGCGCUUGAAAAGGAAUAAUUCAACAACAGGCCGUUGUAAAACUUCUUACAGAAGUACAAAUAUGGCUGGCCUAGCCACAGUAUAUUUUUGAUAUUUCAUAUUUUCUUUAUUUAUUUAACAUUUUAACA